Messenger RNA from Rotaria socialis, 1155 nucleotides. Lineage: Eukaryota; Metazoa; Rotifera; Eurotatoria; Philodinida; Philodinidae. The record is from the annotation of a GenBank genome assembly.
AUGUCUAUAGGAACACGAGAAAAACGAGUUUUAUACGAUAAUCCAUGUGCACCUAUUGUAAAAUUUGCUCACAAAAAUUCUUAUUCAAAGAAUAAUAAUAAUGAUUAUUCUGAUGAAGAAGACAUGACUGAUGAUCAAUUGAUAUCGACGGCUAAUAAUGAUACAUUAUUAUUAAAUCCAACUCUUGGUGAACAAUCAUUCAAAGCAUUAUCACUUGAAGAUCUUGUUAAAUCAUUUGAUAAUACAAUAAAUGCUUGUUUUACUGAAGAACAAGUGAUUGAAUGCGAAGAAGAAGAAGAACCCAAAACACCACAAAAAGAUCUUGUUGCUUCAUCAAAUACAUGGUCUGAACUAAUCGAAAAUCUUCGUACAUCACUUCGACAUGAUUUAAAACUUCCCAAUAUAUCUCAAAGUUGCCAAAUAGCAAUGAAUAGUAUCUAUCAACAAACUAAUAAAACGAGUGUUAACGAAGAUGAUAUAACGUCAAUUGAUGAUUUGAAUGAAGACGAAGAAGAAGAAUUGCGUGAACAACUAGAUAUGCAUUCAGUGAUUAUUUCAUCUAAUCACGAACCGUUUCUUACAGCCGAACAAGUUAUUAGUGAAAUCGAUUUUAUGCUACAAGAUAUGACACCUGAUUCAGGUUAUUGCGAUGAUCAAUCAACAUCAGAUAUACUUGAUUUACGAACGCGACGUGUCAAAUAUUUAUCAUCAAGUGUUCAUAAUGAUGAAAUGGAUUUGAAAUUACAAUCGACUUAUUCAUUAAAUGAAUUAUACGAAGAAUUAAAUGCGUCUGUUAAAGAUCUAUCCAAUCUUCUUGUUCAAGAAUUAGCCGUACGCGAUGAGCUUGAAUAUGAAAAAGAAACAAAGAAUACAUUUAUUUCACUCGUUCUUAGCAUUCAAAAUAAAUGUCGACAUCAUCAUCAUCAUCAGGGCGAAAAACGUCCGAAACGUCGUUCUAUACUAGAAAACAGCAAUUAUAUUGAGCCGGGGACGUAUCUAACAACGGUGAUUCCAUACGAUCGUGAUCAUCCAACAUAUUUAUCAGUUGAACAUUUACAAAGUUUAAAUAAAAUACUGAACGCUAUAAAUGAAGAUAGUCGUCAAGUGCCAGAGCUUUUAACAAAAUACAUUCUCAAUGUUCUCUGCCCAUGCUGA